AUGCAGCCUCCACGAGGGAGUAUCGUCGUCGCCGCCGCAGUCUUUGCAACUGUCAUCCAAGUGUUUUCCACGGCAAACUCCCUCCAAGAAGCUGAUAAAAUCACAAGGUUGCCAGGUCAACCACAAGUCAGCUUCCAGCAAUAUGCAGGAUAUGUAACUGUGGAUGAAAAGCAAGAGAGAUCUCUUUUUUACUACUUUGUUGAAGCACAAAUUGAUCCUGCUUCCAAGCCUCUUGUUCUUUGGCUCAAUGGAGGUCCGGGUUGUUCAUCUAUUGGAGUUAGAGCUUUCAACGAGAACGGACCUUUUCAACCAAGCGGAGACAUUUUACUCAAGAACGAUUUUAGUUGGAAUAGAGAAGCAAAUAUGCUAUACUUGGAGUCACCAGCAGGAGUAGGCAUCUCCUACUCAGCAAACAAUCAUUCUAUGGCUUUUAAACACGUACAUUCUGAUCAUGUUCCGAUUCUCUUCUUUUUAGCACGAGAUAAUCUCAAGUUCCUUCAGCGCUGGUUCGACGAAUUCCCCGAGUAUAAAAAUAGGGAUUUGUUUAUCACAGGACAGAGCUAUGCAGGCCACUAUGUUCCACAGCUUGCACAACUCAUUAUCCAAUCAAAACUGAAGUUCAAUCUGAAAGCAAUAGCAAUUGGCAAUCCUCUUUUCGAAUUCAAUUCUGAUAUCAACGCACCAGCAGAAUACUGGUGGUCACAUGGAUUAAUAUCGGAUGCGACCUUCAAAAAUUUGACUUCAGUCUGCAACUAUUCUGAAAUUAUUAGACAGGCGGUAAUUCGUGGUGGUCCACUUAUCCCUGCUUGUGAUGCAGUAGCGAACCAAGUUGAAAGAGAAGUCCCUAGACAUUUGAUCAACCAAUAUGACGUUACUCUCGAUGUCUGUUUAUCAUCCGUUGAAGCUCAAUCUUUCCAACUGCGAAAAACAGUGAAGAUAGAUGUCUGUAUCGGAGAUGAAACAGUUACAUACUUAAACCGACCAGAUGUACAGGAGGCGCUUCAUGCCCGAGUCACAAAUUGGACAACUUGCAGCAAGUAAUCAUCUCAUCUCAUUUGAAUCACUGAUGCACGUAA
Messenger RNA from Malus domestica (apple), 1076 nucleotides. Lineage: Eukaryota; Viridiplantae; Streptophyta; Magnoliopsida; Rosales; Rosaceae. The record is from RefSeq and is a predicted model, not a curated record.